This is a messenger RNA of Cyprinodon variegatus (sheepshead minnow), 7420 nucleotides long. Its product is annotated as ATP-binding cassette sub-family A member 2-like. Gene Ontology annotation, cellular component: membrane; intracellular membrane-bounded organelle. The transcript is spliced from 44 exons. NCBI's taxonomy places the organism in Eukaryota, Metazoa, Chordata, Actinopteri, Cyprinodontiformes, Cyprinodontidae. The record is from RefSeq and is a predicted model, not a curated record. Gene Ontology annotation, molecular function: lipid carrier activity; ATP hydrolysis activity; ATP binding. The coding region runs from base 237 to 7220 and encodes 2327 amino acids. Gene Ontology annotation, biological process: lipid transport; transmembrane transport.
UGUUGAAGUUCCAGCUCUCCGUCAGGAAGCAGGACAGAGUGGACCAGCCGGGACCCAGAGGACCACACAGCCCACAUCACCUGAUCCCAGCCCGGCCUCCUCUAUGCUGCUGAGCCGGUGAAAACCCGAGCCAUUCCGGGCCGUGUCAGGCCGGGACGGGAUGCCCAGGGAGGAUCCUGCCAUCCAGACACAGGCCACCGCUGCUGCUGCGCUCAUCCUGAGAAUCUAGGGCAGAGAUGGGGUUCCUGCACCAGCUCCACCUCCUGCUGUGGAAGAACAUCUCUCUGAAGAGGAGAGGCCCGUGGGUGCUGGCAUUUGAGAUCUUCAUCCCACUGGUUCUCUUCUUCAUUCUCCUGGGUCUGAGGCAGAAGAAACCAGCGAUCCCCGUCAAAGAAGCCUUUUACAGCGCGGCGCCACUCACCUCGGCAGGCAUCAUCCCCAUCAUGCAGUCGCUGUGCCCUGAUGGACAGAGGGAUGAGUUUGGAUUCCUGCAGUACAAGAACUCGACAGUGACUCAGCUGCUGGAGCGCAUCAGCGAAGUGGUGGAACAGAACCGGCUCUUCACCUCUGACAGACCGGAUUUGGGCCAAGACCUGAAGACCCUGCAGCAGCGCCUGGAGAGUCUCAGUGCUGCAGCGUUACCACCUGAGUACAACUUCAGCAGCAGCCAAGGUCUGAUUCCUGAACCUGUACCGGUCUACAGUCUCGUCUUCGGAGCUUCGCUCAAAGACAGCGGAGGGACCAACAGCAGGAGUCAUGGACCAAAAGGCAUCAGUCAGAGCAAAGUUCUGCAGGUUAAGGAGAAGCUGCUGGGAGGAGUUCAGAGUCUGGAUGGAGGCCUGAUACACAAAGCUCUACAUGAUCCAACUAAAGCCGCCCACAGAAAGGUUCUGGUCCAGAUGAUGUCCUGGGCGCUAGGCCUGACUGCCGCCUCAGACAGCCAGAGGGAGCAUCUUCAGGGGGUUCAGGAGCUGGAGGGAGUUCUCCUGACUGGAUCCAUGCUGGAGUUCCUCACCUGUGGGGAAGGGGGCGCCACUGAGCUCAGGAAGAUUCUGUUGGUGCCUGAGACGCAGCAGGCUGCACUGCAGUCGUACCGCAGUGUGAUGUGCAGUGGGGAGGAGGGUCAAAGGUCAGAGCGCUUCAGGCAGCUGAGCCAGGAGCUCAGAGAGCAGAUCGACACACAGAGUGUCGCUGACAAGCUUCAUCUGGAGCAGCCCGGCUACCUGCCCCCCCUCUCCCAGUCCCACCUGGGCGCUCUGUUGAGGGAUUUGGCUGAUGUAGAGAGGCUCCUAAAGGAUGUGGACCUGCUCUCUGGGCUGGCCCGCCUGCUACCCAAAGGAGCCUGCGCCGGUCAAAACCCACUGUCCCCAGCCAACGGGACAUGGCCCCUCAACACGACUGCAUGGAGCUCCAACACCACCGACGCUCCCAGGGAGGAUGGAGAGGAGACAGGGGAGGGAGGCGGAAAGGCCAAGGCGGAGGAAGAAAACCCUCACUCUCAGUUUUCGGCUUUCGUCCAGCUGUGGGCGGGGCUACAGCCCAUCCUGUGUGGGAACAACAGGAUCAUUGAGCCUGAAGCGCUGAAGCAGGGGAACAUGAGCUCACUGGGAUUCACCAGCAAGGAACAAAGGAAUCUGGGCCUACUUGUUCAUCUGAUGACUGCAAAUCCCAAGAUCCUCUACUCCCCCAUUGGCUCUCAGGUGGACAAAGUCAUUCAGAAAGCAAAUGAGACGUUUGCGUUUAUUGGGAAUGUGACACAUUACACCCGUGUUUGGCUGAACAUCUCAGCCCAGCUGAGGACCUUUCUGGAAGAGGGCCGACUGCAGAGCCAUCUGUUGUGGCUCGAGCAGCUGUCAUCGGAGCUCCAGCAGCAGCCGGACCUGUUGAACGGCACAGACAGCGAGCUGAUUCAGACUCUGAUGAUGGGAAACUACUCUCUGCCAAACACGUCUGCCCUGCUGGAGCAGCUGGAUACCAUCGACAACGCUGCCUGUGGCUGGACACGCUUCAUGUCAAAGGUCAGCGUUGACGUCUUCAAAGGCUUCCCUGAUGAGGACAGCAUCGUCAACUACACCCUGAGCCAAGCCUACCAGGAUAAUGUGUCGGUGUUUGCCAGUGUGAUUUUCCAGACUAACAGGGACGGUUCUUUGCCACCUCAUGUUCAGUACAAAAUAAGGCAGAACUCCAGCUUCACAGAGAAGACGAAUGAAAUAAGACGGGCGUACUGGCGACCCGGACCCAACACGGGGGGGAAAUUCUACUUCCUUUACGGCUUUGUCUGGAUUCAAGACAUGAUAGAGCGAGCCAUAAUCAACACAUUUGUGGGCCAUGAUGUGGUAGAGCCUGGGAACUAUGUCCAGAUGUUCCCUUACCCAUGUUAUACCAGGGAUGACUUCCUGUUUGUGAUUGAACACAUGAUGCCUCUCUGCAUGGUGAUCUCCUGGGUUUACUCCGUCGCCAUGAUGAUUCAACACAUCGUAGCAGAGAAAGAACAUCGACUCAAAGAGGUAAUGAAGAUGAUGGGCCUGAACAAUGCAGUCCACUGGGUGGCCUGGUUCAUCACCGGCUUCGUCCAGCUCUCCAUCUCCGUCACCGCUCUCACCGCCAUCUUGAAGUACGGCAGGGUGCUGCUCCACAGUGACCCGCUCAUCAUCUGGCUCUUCCUGACCAUCUACGCCGUGGCCACCAUCAUGUUCUGUUUCUUGGUAUCGGUGAUCUACUCCAAAGCAAAGCUAGCCUCAGCCUGUGGAGGAAUCAUCUACUUCCUCAGCUAUGUGCCCUACAUGUACGUAGCAAUCAGGGAGGAGGUGGCCCACGAUAAGAUCACUGCCUUUGAGAAGUGUAUCGCUUCCCUAAUGUCCACCACAGCCUUUGGUCUGGGCUCUAAGUACUUUGCUCUGUAUGAGGUGGCUGGUGUAGGCAUCCAGUGGCGCACCAUCAGCCAGUCUCCAGUAGAGGGCGACGACUUUAACCUAAGCCUUUCCAUGAUGAUGCUGAUCAUUGAUGCCGGGGUUUACGCAGUGUUAACCUGGUACAUAGAAGCUGUUCAUCCAGGAAUGUAUGGGCUGCCCCGCCCCUGGUACUUCCCCCUGCAGAGGUCCUACUGGUCAGGCAGUGGACGUGUUGAGACCUGGGAUUGGCCCUGGUGUGGAGGGGGGGCUCCACGGCUAAGUGUGAUGGAGGAGGAUCAGGCGUGUGCCAUGGACCAGCGGAGGUCUGAGGAGAUGCGGGGCAUGGAGGAGGAGCCGACCCACCUGCCCCUGGUGGUCUGCAUAGACAAACUCACCAAAGUGUACAAGACUGGCAGCAAACUGGCCCUCAACAAGCUGAGCCUCAACCUCUACGAAAACCAGGUGGUCUCCUUCCUGGGACACAACGGAGCUGGGAAGACAACAACCAUGUCCAUCCUGACCGGCUUGUUUCCUCCAACCUCUGGCUCUGCCACCAUUUAUGGCCACGACAUCCGGACUGAAAUGGAGCGGAUCCGUCAGAACCUGGGCAUGUGUCCGCAGCACAAUGUUCUGUUUGACAAGCUGAGCGUGGAGGAGCACCUGUGGUUCUACUCCAGGCUCAAGGGCAUGGCAGAGGAGGACAUACGCAAGGAGAUGGACAAGAUGAUUGUGGACCUGGAGUUAUCCAACAAGCGCCACAGCUUGGUCCAGACAUUGUCAGGAGGGAUGAAGAGGAAACUGUCCGUGGCCAUUGCCUUUGUCGGCGGCUCCAGGGCCGUGAUCCUGGAUGAACCCACAGCAGGGGUGGAUCCUUAUGCCCGCAGGGCCAUCUGGGACCUCAUCCUGAAGUACAAACAGGGCCGGACCAUCCUGCUCUCCACCCAUCAUAUGGAUGAAGCCGACCUUCUGGGAGAUCGCAUCGCCAUCAUCUCGCACGGCAAGCUGACAUGCUGUGGAACGCCUCUGUUUCUGAAGAGCACCUAUGGAGACGGGUACAAACUGACUCUGGUCAAGAAGCAAAGAGAAGGCAGAGGCCAGGGCAGCCAGCCGAAGCCUCCCUCCUCCUCAUCGUCCCCUUCCUCUGCGCUGUCGCCCUGCUCAGAAGCUCGGGUCACCCGGUUCAUUCAGCAGUUUGUGGCCUCCUGCCUGUUGGUGUCCGACUCAAACACGGAGCUCUCCUACAUCCUGCCCUCCGAGUCCGUCAAGAAGGGCUGCUUUGAGAGGCUGUUCCAGGCUUUGGAGCAGAGCCUGGCCAGCCUGGCGCUCACCAGCUUUGGAGUGAUGGACACCACAUUAGAGGAGGUGUUCCUCAAAGUCUCUGAGGAGGACCAGUCUAUGGACAACAGUGACGCUGAGAUGAAGAGCUCUCCUGGGGGCAGCUCUUUGGGGAAACUCUCCGCAGGAUCAGAAGUCCAAUCUGGACCACAGCCUGAGACCGAACCCUCGGUGCACAAUGAGAAGUCUGAGGUUGAACUGAGCAAUCUGGUGCAAAGCUCCAGGCUCAGCCAGAGCCAGGCUUCCCUGAGGUCCUCCUCCUCGGUGGGCUCCGUGCGUGGAGAUGAAGGAGGGCUGUAUGCAGACUUCUAUGGAGAUUAUUGCCCUCUGUUUGAAAAUGGCCAGGAGUCAGACUCAGCCAGCCUGAGAGGCGAUGCAGAGAAUCCCUCAGAGCCAGAGGUCCUAGAAGGUCAGGGGAGCUUCAAGCUGGAGGGCUGGUGGCUGAAGCUCAGUCAGUUUCAUGGCCUCAUCAUAAAGAGGUUCCACUGUGCCAAGAGGAACACGAAGGGCCUUUUCUCUCAGAUCCUUCUACCUGCUUUCUUCGUCUGUGUUGCUAUGACCGUGGCCCUAUCGGUCCCAGAGAUCGGAGAUCUGCCGCCGCUGAUCUUGUCUCCCUCUCAGUAUCAUAAUUACACGCAGCCCAGAGGCAACUUCAUUCCCUACGCCAAUGAAGACAGACCCCAGUACAGGAGUAAGCUGUCACCAGAUGCCCGUCCACAGAAGAUCAUCAACACCCUCCGUCUCCCCUCGGGUGUGGGGGCAACAUGCGUCCUCAAGACUCCCUUUAACAGCACCCUGGACCAGCUAGCCCAGACCCUCAACCCCAGUGCCAAUGACUCCAAGACUCUGGCUGCCCAGUACUUUGACUCCAUGUGUCUGGACUCCUUCACCCAGGGGGUCCCUCUGUCCAACUUCGUCCCCCCGCCACCUUCCCCAGCUCCUUCAGAUGAUCCAGACCCUCGUUUUGUUGAUGGGUUGUGGAACUUUACUGUUGCCCCUCCAACUACUGUUCACGAGCCUGUCACAUCUCCUCCCACCCUCCCGCUGUCCAUCCAUGAGCCAGUCCGAUGCACCUGUUCGAUGCAGGGCACCGGCUUCUCCUGCCCCAGUGGGGUCGGAGGACGCCCCCCUCUCAUGAAAGUGGUGACAGGGGACAUCCUGGUGGACAUCACAGGCCGAAACGUCUCCGAGUAUCUGCUCUUCACCUCAGACAGAGUGCGGCUCCACAGAUACGGAGGUUUAACUGUGGGAAACAUCCAGAAAUCCAUCCCUGCAUCCUUUGGGAGGAACAUUCCUCCAAUGGUUCGUAAGAUCGCAGUACGCAGAUCAGCUCAGGUCCUGUACAACAACAAAGGCUACCACAGCAUGCCCACCUACCUGAACGUCCUGAACAACGCCAUCCUGCGCGCCAACCUGCCUGCCUCCAAAGGAAACCCAGCUGCUUAUGGUAUCACACUGACCAACCACCCAAUGAAUCGAACCAGUGCCAGCCUUUCUUUGGACUACCUGCUCCAAGGCACAGAUGUGGUGAUCGCCAUCUUCAUUAUUGUCGCCAUGUCCUUUGUACCUGCAAGCUUUGUGGUUUUCCUGGUUGCAGAGAAAUCCACUAAAGCCAAACACCUGCAGUUUGUCAGCGGCUGUGACCCUGUCAUCUAUUGGCUGGCCAACUAUGUCUGGGACAUGCUGAACUACCUGGUACCCGCCACAUGCUGCGUUAUCAUUCUGUUUGUGUUUGACCUGCCGGCCUACACAUCACCAACCAACUUCCCCGCCGUCCUCUCCCUGUUUCUACUCUAUGGGUGGUCCAUCACCCCCAUCAUGUAUCCAGCAUCCUUCUGGUUUGAAGUUCCCAGUACAGCCUACGUCUUCCUCAUCGUCAUUAACCUCUUCAUAGGCAUCACUGCAACCGUGGCCACGUUCCUCCUGCAGCUCUUUGAGCAUGACAAGGAUCUGAAGAGAGUCAACAGUUACCUGAAGUCCUGCUUCCUCAUCUUCCCCAACUACAACCUGGGACACGGCCUGAUGGAGAUGGCCUACAACGAGUACAUCAACGAGUACUACGCCAAGAUAGGUCAGUUUGACAAGAUGAAAUCUCCGUUUGAGUGGGAUAUUGUGACUCGAGGACUCGUUGCUAUGACGAUUGAAGGCUUCGUCGGCUUUCUCAUCACCAUUCUUUGCCAGUACAACUUCCUGAGGAAACCUCCUAUCCUGAAGGACCUGCUACGUGUUCAGCAGAGCAUCGGCUACUGUCCUCAGUUUGAUGCUCUGUUUGACGACCUAACUGCCAGGGAGCAUCUGCAGCUCUACACUCGCCUUCGUGGGAUUCCCUGGAAGGACCAGGGGAGGGUUGUGCAGUGGGCUUUAGAAAAGCUGGAGCUCUCAAAGUAUGCAGACAAACCCGCCGGCACUUACAGCGGAGGAAACAAGCGCAAGCUUUCCACAGCUAUUGCUCUGAUCGGAUACCCGUCUCUUAUCUUCCUGGAUAUGUUUGGAGAUGGCUACAUGAUAACUGUGAGGACCAAAAGCAGCUCCAAUGUGAAGGAGGUGGUACGAUUCUUCAACAGAAACUUCCCAGAAGCCAUUCUGAAGGAGCGCCACCACACCAAGGUCCAGUACCAGCUGAAGUCUGAGAGGAUCUCCCUGGCUCAGGUCUUCAGUAAGAUGGAGCAGGUGGUGGAGGUCCUGGGCAUAGAGGACUACUCCGUCAGUCAGACCACGCUGGACAAUGUGUUUGUUAACUUUGCCAAGAAGCAGAGCGACAACCUGGAGCAGCAGGACGUGUUGCCCCCUGGUGGUGGGCAGUCCCCCUUGCAGCGCCUCUUUAGCUUCCUGAAGGUUCGGCCUGCCAACACAGAGCUUAAUGCUCUGAUCAGCGAGGAACCAGAGGAGCUGGAGAGCGAUGAUGAUGAAGGACUCAUCAGCUUCGAGGAGGAAAGGGUGAGUGAUCUUUCAGGAACACCUCAGGUAAAGUUUUUCCUGCAUCGGUUCAUGUAAUUAGUGUGGGACCAGUUAAUAUCAGCUUUGGUCUGAAGGUUCUCCACCAGAGAACAGAUGGAGCUUCUCCUCCAGCCUGUGGGAAUGAGUCCAGUCACCAGACAGAGAGGUUGAUCCCAGCUGUUUCUAUCUGGGACCUCUGCCCUUUCAUCACCUAUCCACCAUGGCCUUUUAUGAGGGUCAGGAUAGGGACCAGCAGA